CUGGAGCCGGGGACGUGGACCGCUGAAGGCACCGCACCUCGGGGAGGCACUUUUCCUCUGGCCCCCGGAGAACAAGAAAUUCAAGGAUGGUGCUGCUUCACUGGUGUCUGCUGUGGCUGCUGGUACCACUCAGCUCAAGGACCCAGAAGUUACCUACUCGGGAUGAGGAACUGUUUCAAAUGCAGAUCCGGGACAAAGCAUUUUUUCAUGAUUCUUCAGUCAUUCCAGACGGAGCUGAAAUUAGCAGUUACCUCUUUAGAGACACACCUAGAAGGUAUUUUUUUGUGGUUGAGGAAGACAAUACUCCAUUAUCAGUCAUCGUGACGCCCUGUGAUGCACCUUUGGAAUGGAAACUGAGCCUCCAGGAGCUACCUGAAGAGGCCAGUGGGGAAAGCUCAGGCGAGCCGGAACCUCUUGAGCAGCAGAAGCAGCAGGUCAUCCGUGAGGAGGGCACGGAGCUGUUCUCCUACACGGGCAAUGAUGUUGAGUAUUUCACAUCCUCUAGCUCUCCAUCUGGGUUAUAUCAGUUGGAGCUUCUUUCCACAGAGAAAGAUACCCAUUUCAAAGUGUACGCCACGACAACGCCAGAGUCCGACCAACCAUAUCCGGAACUACCUUAUGAUCCAAGAGUAGAUGUGACCUCCCUGGGCCGCACCACCGUCACUUUGGCCUGGAAACCCAGCCCAACGGCCUCUUUGCUGAGACAGCCCAUCCAGUACUGUGUGGUCAUCAACAAGGAGCACAAUUUUAAGAGCCUCUGUGCAGUGGAAGCAAAGCUGAGUGUCGACGAUGCCUUUAUGAUGGCGCCCAAGCCUGGUGUGCACUUCAGCCCCUUUGACUUUGCCCACUUUGGAUUUCCUCCCGAGAACUUGGGUAAGACUCGUGGCUUCCUAGCAAAGCCAUCUCCAAAGCUCGGCCGCCACGUCUACUUGAGGCCCAGGGCUGACAUUCAGAAAAUCUGCAUUGGAAACAAGAAUCUCUUCACUGUGUCCGAUCUGAAGCCGGACACGCAGUACUACUUUGACGUCUUUGUGGGCAACGGCAACAGCAACAUGAGCACUGCCUAUGUUGGCACCUUUGCCAGGACCAAGGAAGAAGCUAAGCAGACGACAGUCGAGCUGAAAGAUGGGAAAGUGACCGAUGUGUUUGUGAAAAGGAAGGGAGCCAAGUUCCUCCGGUUUGCGCCAGUCUCUUCGCACCAAAAAGUCACCUUCUUCGUCCAUUCUUGCCUGGACGCUGUCCAAGUCCAAGUACGAAGAGACGGGAAGCUCCUGCUGUCCCAGAACGUGGAAGACGUCCGGCAGUUUCAGCUUCGAGGAAAGCCGAAAGCAAAGUACCUCAUCAGACUGCGAGGAAGCAAGAAAGGAGCGUCCAUGCUGAAACUACUGGCCACCACAAAGCCCAGCAAGCACUCCUUCCCCUCGCUCCCUGAGGACACGCGGAUCAAAGCCUUCGACAGGCUGCGCACCUGUUCUUCUGCCACCGUGGCGUGGCUGGGCACGCAGGAAAGGAACAAGUUCUGCAUCUACAAGAAGGAAGUGGACGAUAACUACAGUGAGGACCAGAAGAAGAGGGACCAAAACCAAUGCCUGGGACCAGACGCGCGGAAGAAAUCAGAGAAGGUCCUGUGUAAAUAUUUCCACAGUGAAAACCUGCAAAAAGCAGUGACCACCGAAACCAUCCGAGGUCUUCAGCCGGGCAAAUCGUACCUGCUGGAUGUUUACGUCAUCGGUCACGGGGGGCAUUCGGUCAAGUAUCAGAGUAAGGUGGUGAAGACCAGGAAGUUGUGCUAGUUCCUUGUAGAGAGAGAGACGUGGAACUCCAGCAGGGGAAUGCCAUCACUUUAAGUAUCAACGGACGACGACUCCCACAGCUGAGAGAAGUUGUGACGUGCAUUUGUACUGUGUAAGAAAAGAUACCAACUUGUGUCUAUUUAUGUUGACCUAAGUCCUUGUUGGAGGAGACUGGGUCUCCUGGGCCCCCCGCGGUACCCAGUGUGCAUCGAUGCCCUGUCGACGUCACAGGUGGAGGGCAUGUCGAAGGAACUGCCGCCCCCUGCUUUGACCACUGCAUGAACUGCUUCUAAAUUAUUUUAUUACCUAAAAUUUAAAAUAUGCCAUUCAUUGCACACCUCCACAAAUGCAACUCAUUCCUCUCAAUAGAUGCUAGGAUAUACAUAAAUUAUUUUAUAAAGUCUUGUUUUAAAAUGUCAGUGUUUCUAUGAUUGUAAACUUUUAAACCUGUUAAAGUAAAAAUCUAAUCUAAGUAUUAUUAAGUGGACAGCCCUCUAGUCAGUGAUAUUGCUAUUGUAAAUUCUUAUUUGUUGAGUAAAACGUUUAAAGACUGUAUGUAUCGCCUGUACAAAGUUGACAUACAUUAUAUUCAUGUACAUAAAAUUAAAGAUAUUAGAUUAUAUAAUCCUCA
Echinops telfairi (small Madagascar hedgehog) is the source of this 2424-nucleotide messenger RNA. It is a transcript of the gene NDNF, whose product is annotated as neuron derived neurotrophic factor. Gene Ontology annotation, biological process: extracellular matrix organization. The coding region runs from base 87 to 1793 and encodes 568 amino acids. The transcript has 4 exons. NCBI's taxonomy places the organism in Eukaryota, Metazoa, Chordata, Mammalia, Afrosoricida, Tenrecidae. Gene Ontology annotation, molecular function: protein binding. The record is from RefSeq and is a predicted model, not a curated record.